Cavia porcellus (domestic guinea pig) is the source of this 2242-nucleotide messenger RNA. RefSeq names its product zinc finger protein 709-like. The transcript has 4 exons. Bases 109 to 1425 code for a protein of 438 amino acids. NCBI's taxonomy places the organism in Eukaryota, Metazoa, Chordata, Mammalia, Rodentia, Caviidae. The record is from RefSeq and is a predicted model, not a curated record. Gene Ontology annotation, biological process: regulation of DNA-templated transcription. Gene Ontology annotation, cellular component: nucleus.
GAGUUCUUCCGGUGUCAUGGCGCCGAAGAGUUUACUAGACCGUCUUUUGUGGUUUCUGCUGCCGACAGCCUGAUUAGGAAAGACCUGGAGAGACCCUCAAGCCACACCAUGGAGGCAGUGACCUUUGAGGAUGUGGCUGUGAACUUCACCAUGGAGGAGUGGGCUUUGCUGGAUCCAUCCCAGAAGAAGCUCUACAGAGAUGUGAUGAGGGAAACCUUUAGGAACAUGGCUGCUAUAGGAAGAACCUCUGAUGACCAUGAAGUUGAAGGAGAGCAUCAAGAUUACUGGAGAUAUCUAAGCAGUGAAGAUGUAGAGAAAUCCUAUCGAUGUAAAAUUUGGAAUAAAUAUGAAGAAAUAUUCCUUUGGAAUCCAGAUGCUAAAAUGGACAUGCAAAAAGCUGGUUUAAUACAAGCAAAAAGCCUUGAUUGUAAAACACCUCUGAAUGGGCAUUUGUCACUGAAUGUGCCCAUGGUAGCUCACACUGCAUCAGAGGCAUAUAAAUAUUUGAGAUCUUUAGAGAAGUUUUAUAAAUGUACUCAACGUGGAAGAAACUGCUGUGAUUCCCAGUCCCUUCAGAAACAUGCAAGGACUAAGGCUGGAGAGAGACCUUAUCAGUAUGAUCAGUGUGGGAAAUCCUACUCUGAUCUUAGUGAAAGAGCACAUUUUAGAGAUGACUUCCUAUGUAAUAAAAGUUUGAAAGCUUCCAGCACACCCAAUGAUGAUCAAAACUGGGAAAGACAACACUAUGGGGGAAAAAAUUGUGUAUAUAAGCAAUGUGGACAAUCUUUCGUCAGGCACAGAAAAUAUAAAAUGCAUGGAACAGCUCACAUGAAGGAGAAAUCCUGUGUAUGCAAGCAAUGUGGCAAAGAUUUCAGCAAAUAUGUUCAUUGUCUAAGACAUGAAAGGACUCACACUGGGGAGAAACCCUAUGUAUGUAAGCAAUGUGGGAAAGCUUUCAGCACAAGUUAUUAUUGUCAGAUACAUGAAAAACUCCACACUGGGGAGAAACCCUAUGUAUGUAAGCAGUGUGGGAAAGCUUUCAGCACACAUGGCUAUUGUCAAAGACAUCAAAGGACUCAUAGUCAAGUUAAAUCAUAUUUGUGUAAGCAAUGUGGGAAGGGUUUCAGCACACAUGAUUAUUGUCAAAGACAUGAAAGACUUCACUCUGAUGAAAAACCCUAUACAUGUAAGCAAUGUGGAAAAGCUUUUAGCAUACGUGAUUAUUGUGUAAAACAUGAAAGAACUCACAAACAGGCUAAACCAUACAUAUGUAAGCAAUGUGGGAAAGCUUUUAGCACAAAUCCUGACUGUAAAAGACAUGAAAGACUUCACACUGGAGAAAAACCUUAUGUAUGUAAGCUGUGCGGGAAAGGUUUCACCAGAAAUGCUCAUUUGCAAAGUCAUGAAAGAAUUCACACUGGAUAGAAAAGCUAUGUAUGUAAGCAAUAUGCAGAAGCUUUCAUCACACAUUCAUAUUGUCAAAUACAUGGAAGAAUUCACAGUGGGGAGAAACUUUAUGUAAGAAAUGUGAGAAAGUUUUCAGGACACAUAAAUUGUGAAACAGGAAAGAAUUCACACUGGGGAGGAAACCUUAUAUAUUGGUUGAUACAUUGUGUCAAAUUGAGAAGUUUAGAAGUUUAAGCAACUCAGCAGGGAUCCAGGGUCAUCACUUUUUAAACAUCCUGAGUGUGCAAGAAGAGGGUACUGAGACUGUGGGUGCUACACCAGCCCUGGUAGGGUGUAGCCUACUUAAAAUGUAAGGGAGGAAAAGUAGCUUGCUGUUCCUGCACUUCAGCUCUUACUAUGUUUGCUGUCUUCUGCCACUUAAAGUGUUGUCUCUGCCAUGCCACCUUGCUUUGGAGCCAUCUCAUUAUAGACUGAAACCUCCAUAAACUGUGAGCUAAAUAAACCUUUCUUAAUUUUGAGUAUCAGGUAUUUUUUGUCCCAGCAACAAGAGAAAAGUAACUAAGGUAUACUAUACAUGCAAAUAAUGUGGCAGAGCUUUCAAACACAUGAAACAACACACUGGCGAGAAAUCCUACAUAAGUAAGAAAUGUGGGACAGCUUUCUGUAUAACAAAUGAUGUUUUUGAGUUCAGUGCUACAUUUUCUAUGAAGAUAAAUAUUUGAGAGGCUUGUGAGCAUGUGUUUUUGAGCUCAACGUUUCAAAAUUGAGACGUCAUUACAUAACCUAUUUAUUAGCAUGCUGUUUUUCAUAUAAUAAAAUACUGCUUGUAUCCUAA